Messenger RNA from Biomphalaria glabrata, 5495 nucleotides. Its product is annotated as tripartite motif-containing protein 3-like. Lineage: Eukaryota; Metazoa; Mollusca; Gastropoda; Planorbidae. The transcript has 10 exons. The coding region runs from base 636 to 2684 and encodes 682 amino acids. The record is from RefSeq and is a predicted model, not a curated record.
UAUUUAUCUCCCUGUGUUUCAGAAGAUGUGAAACUUUCUCUACUACAGUUAUUCUAGAUUCUAUUUGUUUUUUUUUUCCUCGUGUUUUCGAAUAUCUCGUGCCUUGUAUUAUAAAGCUAACAACGUGAAAGCAAAACACCUAAACCAUAGACUUAUAUAUAUAUAUAGGCCUACUGCCUAAACUUUCCUGUAGGAAGGGAACACAAGUUUAAGGAACACGAACUUGUCCUUUAUAUGUAGGUUAGUUUAGCGUUGCUGUAAUUCCUAGGUAUGUAGGAAAAUAAGCCGCACGAUCUGAAAGCUCCAUGAACAGUGAGCACGUCCGCAACGCAAUGCCUGAAGGUGAGUAGAGGCAGUCAGUGAAACAUAGUUCUGAUUCAGAUUUUUGAAAUGGAGAGACUCUCGUAAAGGAUAACAACUUUUAGAACUCGAUGUAGACUCUAGAUAGUUGUCGGAGAGCCAGGUAUACUACAAAUUCUGGAGUCAAGAACAAACAAAAAUUAGACCUAGUUAGGCUAUUUUCAUAAAUACAUUGAAUGAAUUAUCUAAAUUAUUGAAACUACAAGAUGGUGGACCGUGAGAGUCAUAUCUGUUGCCUUCUUGUCAAUCUUUGAGAAAAAUAACAUUUUGACAAGAUGGCGGUAUCAACCGGAAUAUCUGAUGAGCUGAUCUGUUCCAUUUGUUUGGAUUUAUUCAACACACCCAUCUUACUGCCAUGUGCACACACCUUCUGCAAGCAAUGUCUGAUUAACGUCUCGGAGAGAUCCACGCUGAGACGGCAACAGAGCUCUCAGGGAGGUGGAUCUGAAGAGAAGCUCCCGCCAACUAUUUUCUGCCCCAAUUGUCGUUUAGAAGUGAAGCUGGGGCUGGAAGGCAUCAACGGCCUCCCCAGGAACACGUCGCUGGCGAACAUCAUUCUUAGCGUGAAGGAGAGCAGGCCCGCUGAGACGCUCCUCUGCGAGGUCUGCGACAACGAUCCCGCCAGAGUCGCGUCCAAGAUUUGCGCCGACUGCUCUUUGACGUAUUGCCUUUCUUGCUUCCGGCAGUUGCAUCCAAUGAGAGGUACUUUAAAAUAUCACGUGAUCAAGGACCCGGGCAGGUCUGCGAUGCCCGUGUCGAGAUGUUUGUCGCCAGUGUUUGAUUCAAAGUCGUCCAGGUUGACCCCAGCAAAAGACAGUUAUGGCACAGACACAGAGUCCGGAGAUGAGAGUGGAACUUACGCAAAUCAGGAUAAAGUUGAGAGCAUUCGGCGUCAAAUUAAAAACAAGAAAAAAGAAUUAAACAAUGCAAUGAAGACUGUACAAAAUUUGCUGAAGACUGUAGAGGAAGAAACCGAGGAAAGAAUGAGAGAAGUGAGGUCAAUAUGUAGUCACAUUAAUGAAUGUGUGGGAGAAAGAGAGGCAGCUUUACUGACCAUUCUAAGUCAGCAGCGCCAUGAAUCUGUCAAGCAAUGUCUUAGCUUGUCUUCUGAAGUCAAGGCCCAGACAUUGACUUUGGAAUUGCUUGAAGAUAAAGUCAAUGAUGUGCUGUCUGUCAAUGCUCUUCAACCAGGAUCUGAUGUGAUAAAUGAUAUAACAUCUCUUCAAGAAAAAGUAGCAGCUAUCCAAUCACGUGCAUUGACCAUGAAAGCCAAACUCAUUCCCAGACAGCCAAAAUUUGGUGAAGUUGAAGUAACCAAAUAUGUUGCAACUCUAGAUUUUGUCAGGGAAAACAAAUUGACCAGUCCUGUGUUCACAGAGUUUCAUCAUCGUCCAGUCACAGGUGGUCCUGCCUUAGUUGAAUUAAAAUGGAAGGCAAUUAAAAAUGCUAAUAAGAUCAUAUUGUCAGCUAGAACCAAGGAUGCUAAAGGUCUUGACAUUAGCACAUCUGUAGAACUUCCUGGAAGUAUGACAUCUUAUGUUAUGGCACUGCCCUGGGGAGACACAGAGUAUCACAUGACUUUGGAAGCUAGCACUGAUGAUGUGUUAUUAAAGUAUCCAAUGAUUGGUCGAAAUUUGAGAACUCUUCCAUACAUCCAUUGUUUUAAGGCCAGAUUCAACCCAGCUACAUGCCACAAAAAAAUUGCUGUAUUGUCUGGCAGGGAUGAAAUAGUCCACAGAAAGUGCAAAAUGGCCAAUCUAAAUAAUGCAUGUCAGAUCACUACCAGUUUUCAGAGGCUGGACACUCUGGAAGGAGCCAUGGCUGAUGAGUGCUUGCCACUACUUCCUCACAUUUACUGGGAGACAAUUCUAUACUUUCAUGUUUUUGGCAAACUUGGGGAUUCUAAGUUAUUGUGUGAUGUAGGAGUGUGCAAACAUGGUUCAGAGAAUGAUUCCGCAUUGCUUUGUGACAAUACCAAAGCUUGCUGUGCAUACUUGGUGCGCAGGAGCAACAAGAUUGCCCUUGAGUUUUGGAAUGGUUUUAACAGAGAAACAUUGCCCCGCAGCAUCCCGGUGCUUGACCUCGACCAAGAGACAGAGAAAACUGUCAAAUUGGGCUUCUACUUUGAUGCCAUGAAAAGAUUGUUUGCUAUUGUUAGCCCUGGAAAUAACGCUAUUUUGUGCCAGAUACAUAUGAAGUAUACUGGAGUUAUUCCAUUGUGUGGCUUGUAUUGUUUCGACCAGGUCUUUGGUAUGAUUAAGUUUACUGAGCCACAAAAACUGCCAAAUGUUUUGUGUAAGCUGAUCAAAGGAAAUACAGUGUAAGCAAACUUUGUUCAUUUCAACAUUGAAAUACAUAUGCAUAUGUAGUUUUCAUGUAUUAGAGCUACUUAUGAAUACAUUGAUGGUUACUUGUAAUGUUAGUGAAGGUGUGGUGCUGUAACUGGGCUUCACACAGUUAUAAAUGUCAAAAUUGGCAUAUACCAUGCUCUCAAAGUCUUGUGUGUGAAGAUUUUUCUGUGUUUCAAGCAACAUGCUGUUUAUAUAUCUCACUGUGAUACUAAUCUGGAUUAGUUCUGUGAUUCAAAAUAUAUUUGAUAAACUAAUUCUUGCAAUUAAAAUUAAGAUUGUACUAUUUGAUCUUCUUAUCUUAUCUUAUAUAAUAAAGACGUUACUUCAAAAAAGGAGACUAAUUAUAACAGGCUAACUUGCUUUAAAAUAUAUAUCAUUUUAUGAAAAUACUUAAGUAAAAAUCUUCUUUGCCAUAAAAUUGUACCUUUGAACCACAGAUUCAGUUGUAUUUAUGUAGUUAAUUAUUAACCCUUUAUAUCUCAGCCUUGGCUCAGAGUUACAAAAGACAACCAAGAAACAUUUACUAGUAGGGCCUACUUUUGUUCAAAUUGAUUAUUAAACACUUUAAUUCAGUAGAAUUGGCUUCAACUUUCUUGAAGAGAAUUUCUGACAAAAUAAAAUAAUUUCCUUUCAAAAUUAAAGAAUGUGUAAAUUAAAAGAAGAAAUUUAAUCUUAAAUAUGCAUUGGGAGCAGUAAGAUGGGUAUAAAUGUUUAAGGAAGGGUGAAAGCGGUUUGACUCCUUUCAUCAUUUCCCAACAUAUUCUUUCACUGUUUACCAUAUCUUAUACAAUAUUAUAAGUAGUUGUGUUAGAUUUGAUUACAUAAACAUAUAUCAAACUGUAAUUAGAUGACUAGUUAAGCAUGCCUGAUUUGACUGAAUAUACAUUGGGAUGUCAUUUAUGUAGACCAAGGAAACAAUGCAUAAAUACAGUUGUAUAUUUCCAUGCACCAAUGAUUGAUAUUUGAUUUUUAAUGCUGGUGACAAAAACAUUCACUAUUACUAUCUUCUUUAAAAUAUUUACCAUUAUUUAUCUUCUAGAAUGAUAGACAUUUAGGAUGCCACAAGUGUGAUAUUUCCUCCAUUCCUAUCAUUAAAAUGUCCAUGAUUCACUGGCUUAUUAUAGGAACUAACCAGUUAGUGUCUUUAAUGGUGCUGUGUCUCAAGCCAGCAAAUCAAAUGAAUUCUUUAUGUAAAUUAUAAAGCAUAAACAUAUCAGUUGAUUGACUAAAUAAUAUAAAGAAUGAUCUCAUGUAGCCUAAAUGUUUGUGUAAGAAAAUGAAGUGGCUCUAUUUUAUAUUUAGACUGGAUUGUGAGUUUCUUUCAGCAAAAUUUAUGUUCCUUGUGUCAAUUAAGUCCAUAAGUAUUAUGUUAUGAAAUGUACAUUGCUGGAGAUUCUGCUCCAAUUUUGGUCUAAAGUAGAGUAUACAUUUUUAAGCACAGACUUCUGUAGAGUCUGUGGUCUUAUGUAAGUAUUUUGUCUUUCAAAUAACUUUUAUUUUCCUUAAGUCAUUAUGUAAACUUCUAUAACCAAAUGUACAUCAAUAAAGAAGUUUGUUAUGAAUAGACAAAUAUUGUAGCUAUUUUGUUCCCAUUGAUAAUUAUGUGAUUUAAAAAAAAAAUUCAAUGUGACUGAAACAGCAUUUUUUUUUAAAUAGAAAAAGUGGAAGAAAGAAAAAAUCAACUAAGGUUUCAAAAAAUGGAACUCAUUUUUUACUUAGCUUCCCUAAUUCUUUUUCCUAUCAAACCUAAAUGAAUUAUAGAAGCAUUUUGAUUCUCAUUACCUUGAAUAAUUUAAAUGGAAGCAUAUAGUUUCUGUUUCUUUUGUUAUGAUUUAUGAACAUUUUCAAAAUGGUAUGCUUAUGGACUCUAAUUUUGAAUAGACAAAAAGUGGAAAUUAUUAUGAUGACAUAUAUUAUUUAUUUUACAAAGGAAAAGAUACCCAAAUACCUAAAUUUAAAAAAAAAGCAUCUUUUUCUCUUUUGAGGGCCACUCAAAAUAUUGGGUAAUAUUUAAUAAGAUUUGUUCACAUGCUUAAAAACAAGCUAAAUUUAGCAUUGAUAUUGUAAAUCCACUUUAAAUUUUAAUUAUGUGGGAUAUAGUACCUGAUAUUUAUUCUUAUUAAUAAACUUUCUUAAACAAACAGGAAUGUAAAUUCAGUUCAUUUCAAUAAAACAACAACCAUGGCCUGAUAUGAAAACAUUAUGAAAUCAGGGCUAUGUAUAGAUAAAUAAGUAAAUGUUAGAGUAAAACUUUCACAUAAUAAUCUCGUCAAAUCUUGUUAAAUUAUCCUUUGAAGUUUAAAUAAACUGUGAUAGAGAAUCCAAAACAACCUUUUAACAAGGAUAUUAUCAAAGAUGGGGGUGCAGCAGUGGCUGAGUGGUUAAGCACUUGGCUUCCAAACCUAGGGUCCUGGGUUCAAAUCUCAGUGAAGACUGGGAUGUUGAAUUUUGGGAUUUUUAGGGCGCCCCUGAGUUCACCCAACUAUAAUGGGUACUUUUGGUCACUGUGCUGGCCAUAUGACACCCUGCUUUUUAACCAUUGGGCAAAGAAAAAAAAUGACCUUCACAUCAUCUGACCUAUAGAUUGCAAGGUCUGGAAGGGGAACUUGACCUUACUUUGCUCUAGUAUCAAUGAUAAAUUCUAAAGAAAGAUUAAAAUUAACUUGUUUUGUUUUUUUAUUUUUAUCUUGAGUUUCAAUAAGACAAAUAUGAAACAUAAAUUGUUUUUAAUAAAACAUUAUACACAAUAUUUAAGUCUCUAAAAUUUUAUGUGUCAAAACUCAA